AUGGAGAAUAACAAUGAGAAUUCUAGUGCUGCCAAACCAAUGCACCCAGGACAUGUGAGUGAUUGAAAAUCGAGAAGGACCGCAACGAAAGGGUUCAGGUUAUCGAUAACAAAUGGAAAAUCAAGGCUCUUUUGGGAAAAGGAGCGUGUGGAGUUGUGUACAAAGUGGAGGACAGAAGCCGCAAGGGAUACUGUGCGGCGAUGAAGAUCGAGUACGAUUCGGAGGAGUACGAUCGGACCCUGCAGAUCGAAGUGCACGUGCUGAACAAGCUGAAGGAGUUCAAGGAUGUGCUCAAGAUGAUCGACUGCGGAAAGAGGAAGCAUUACUCGUGAGGGAAUAAGGGGGUGGCGGAAGAGAAAACGGAGGAUUGCAGGUACAUGGUGACCACCCUUUGCGGCAAAGAUCUGAUGGCUCUUCGCAUGAAAAUCCAGAGGGGAUUCAACGAUACGACGGUGUUGCGCGUGGCGCUCUUCACUCUGUACGGCCUCAAACAACUGCAUGAGGCGGGAUUCGUGCAUCGAGAUGUGAAGCCGGGCAAUAUAAUGACGGCGGGCAACCGGGGACACGAUUCCCGCUGUUUCAUCCUCAUCGACUUCGGAAUGGCACGUUCGUUCGUGGUGACCGGCGAAGACGGAAAGAAGAAGUUACGGCCGAUGCGGAGAAAGAUUCCGUUGAGAGGCACUCUGCGGUACUGCUCGAUGAAUGUGCACGAGCGGCUCGAGCAGGGACGGUGCGACGAUCUGAUCGCAAUGAUUUACACUCUGGUCGCGGUGACUCUCCAGUUGCCGUGGGCUCAUCUGAAGGAGGAGAAGGAAGUGAUGGCGAUGAAGAAGGCGACGAAGGAUGCGGCUCUGUUCGAGGUGAGCACGAAGAUCUAACUGGGAAUGAGGGAGAAUCACAGGAUCUGCCGGAAGAGUUGAAGACGAUCUUUGAGUAUCUGAAGACGUUGCACUACGCCGACAGACCCGCCUACGACAAGAUCUACAAUUUGGUGGGUGACUGGGAACCUUCCGAGGAUGGUGUGAAAUGAUUUCAGUUAAUGGCAGCCAUCACUCGUAUGAAGAUCAACUUUUUGGAUCCGUACGAGUGGGAAGACGAGGAGAUCGAACGAAUGGCAAAGGCGGAAAAAGAGGAGAAGGAGGAGAAGACGGAGAAGGCAGAGUCGGAGAAGACGGCGAUUUCAGCGAAGACUGUGAAGAAGGACGUGGCGGCUGUCGUGGAAGCGGAAGAAGAGAAAAAGAAGAAGGAGGACGCGGACGGACCACAGAACACUGCGAACGUCGACAAGGGGAGCAGCACGAUGCACAGCGCGAAAGACGCGGCACACAGUGGUUCGGACACGGACGUCGACUCGAAAAUAAGUGGGGAACGGCUAGAGAAACAUAAAUACAUAGAAACGAAUUCAGAAGGUUUGACUGCUGACGAACACAAAGAACUGGACACGGCGAUCGAGUGUGAUCCGCGGGAGAUGGACACUAAGAAGGCUCUUUCCAGUGAGCACAGUUUUGCCGUUUGGAAACUUUUCUUUCUCAUUUCAGGGGACGAACUCCAAUUUGUCGUUUUCCCGCCGAUCGCCGCUCGCAACUUCACGGAGGUCGUCAUUCCCUUCUGA
Messenger RNA from Caenorhabditis sp. 36 PRJEB53466, 1612 nucleotides. The record is from the annotation of a GenBank genome assembly. Lineage: Eukaryota; Metazoa; Nematoda; Chromadorea; Rhabditida; Rhabditidae.